UGAGGGGCAGCGGCUGCCGCCCGCACCAUGGGGACGGCGUCGUCGCUCGUGAGCCCCGCAGGCGGGGAGGUGAUCGAGGACACGUACGGGGCGGGCGGCGGCGAGGCCUGCGAGAUCCCGGUGGAGGUGAAGCCCAAGGCCCGCCUGCUGCGCAGCUCCUUCCGCCGGGGCGCGGGAGCGGCGGCGGGGGCCGGGCCCGGGUCGCUGCCCCGCGGGACGGGCGGGGGCGGGCUGCUGGGGGCCAGCUUCAAGUCCACCGGCUCGUCGGUGCCCGAGCUGGAGUACGCGGCGGCCGAGUAUGAGCGGCUGAAGAAGGAGUACGAGAUCUUCCGGGUCAGCAAGAACCAGGAGUUGUUGUCCAUGGGCCGCCGCGAGGCCAAGCUGGACACGGAGAACAAGCGGCUGCGGGCCGAGCUGCAGGCACUUCAAAAAACUUAUCAGAAGAUACUUCGCGAAAAGGAAAGUGCUUUAGAAGCAAAAUACCAAGCAAUGGAGAGAGCAGCUACAUUUGAACAUGACAGAGAUAAAGUUAAAAGGCAAUUCAAGAUUUUUAGGGAGACCAAGGAAAAUGAAAUUCAGGACUUACUGAGGGCCAAGCGAGAGUUGGAGAGCAAGCUGCAGAGGCUACAGGCUCAGGGGAUCCAAGUGUUUGAUCCUGGGGAGUCUGAUUCCGAUGACAACUGCACGGAUGUUACUGCUGCUGGAACCCAGUGUGAAUACUGGACUGGCGGAGCCUUGGGAAGUGAGCCGUCCAUAGGGAGUAUGAUCCAGCUUCAGCAGUCCUUCAGGGGCCCUGAGUUCGCCCAUAGUUCUAUAGACGUGGAAGGACCCUUUGCAAACGUCAACAGAGAUGACUGGGAUAUUGCUGUGGCUAGUUUAUUACAGGUUACUCCCCUGUUUUCACAUUCUCUAUGGAGUAACACUGUCAGAUGUUACCUCAUUUAUACAGAUGAAACCCAGCCCGAAAUGGAUCUUUUCCUUAAGGACUAUUCACCUAAACUUAAAAGAAUGUGUGAGACAAUGGGAUACUUCUUCCAUGCUGUGCAUUUUCCAAUAGAUGUUGAAAAUCAAUACCUCACUGUAAGAAAAUGGGAAAUUGAGAAGAGCUCAUUAGUUAUCUUAUUCAUUCAUUUAACUUUACCAAGCCUUUUAUUGGAAGACUGUGAAGAAGCUUUUCUGAAAAACCCUGAAGGCAAACCACGAUUAAUUUAUCAUCGUUUGGAGGAUGGGAAAGUCACUUCUGACUCUGUCCAGCAAUUGAUUGAUCAAGUUUCUAACCUGAACAAGACCAACAAAGCCAAGAUCAUUGAUCACUCAGGAGAUCCUGCAGAGGGAGUAUAUAAAACUUAUAUUUAUGUGGAAAAGAUUAUUAAACAGGACAUCCUCGGCUUUGAGAACACAGACCUGGAGACUAAGGAUUUGGGCAGUGAAGAUUCUCUUCCAGAAGAAGAUGAUUUUGGUGAUGUUCUGUGGGACAUACAUGAUGAGCAAGAGCAAAUGGAAACUUUUCAACAGGCUUCAAAUUCAGCCCAUGAGUUGGGAUUUGAGAAAUAUUACCAACGCCUUAAUGAUCUAGUGGCGGCACCAGCACCGACUCCACCCCUUCUUGUAUCUGGAGGACCAGGUUCUGGAAAAUCCCUUCUUUUAUCAAAGUGGAUUCAAUUACAACAGAAGAAUUCCCCUAACACGCUAAUUCUUUCUCAUUUUGUGGGGAGGCCCAUGUCAACCAGCUCAGAGUCUUCCUUGAUUAUUAAACGAUUAACUCUAAAGUUGAUGCAGCACUCUUGGUCAGUUUCCACUCUGACACUGGAUCCCGCCAAGCUUCUGGAAGAAUUUCCACGUUGGCUAGAAAAGCUCUCUGCCCGUCAUCAAGGCAGCGUCAUCAUCAUUAUCGAUUCUAUAGAUCAAGUUCAGCAAGUUGAAAAACACAUGAAAUGGCUGAUAGAUCCGCUGCCAGUGAAUGUCAGAGUAAUUGUUUCUGUGAAUGUGGAAACAUGCCCUCCAGCAUGGAGGUUGUGGCCUACACUUCAUCUUGAUCCUUUAAAUCCAAAAGAUGCAAAAUCUAUCAUAAUUGCAGAAUGCCACUCUGUAGACAUUAAAUUAAGUAAAGAGCAGGAGAAGAAGCUAGAACGACAUUGUCGUUCUGCUGCAACCUGUAAUGCCCUUUAUGUCACCCUUUUCGGCAAAAUGAUCGCGCGUGCUGGCAGAGCAAGCAAUUUAGAUAAAAUCCUUCAUCAGUGUUUCCAGUGUCGAGAUACUGUCUCAUUAUAUAGGCUUGUUCUGCGAUCUAUCCAGGAGUCCAUGGCAAACGAUAUGGAUAAAGAACUAAUGAAACAGAUUCUCUGCCUCGUAAAUGUUAGUCACAAUGGUGUGAGUGAGUCAGAACUGAUGGAACUCUAUCCUGAGAUGACCUGGGCUGUCUUGACCUCCCUUAUUCACAGUUUACACAAAAUGUGUUUGUUGACAUAUGGUUGUGGCCUGCUCAAGUUUCAACAUCUACAGGCUUGGGAAACAGUGAGGCUGGAGUACCUGGAAGGUGCCACCAUCAUUCCUUCUUAUAGGCAGAAGCUGAUCAACUAUUUCACUGUGCAGCUAAGUCAGGACCGCGUGACCUGGAGGAGUGCGGAUGAGCUCCCGUGGCUGUUUCAGCAGCAGGGAAGUAAACAGAAGUUGCACGAUUGCCUUCUCAAUCUCUUUGUGUCUCAAAACCUUUAUAAAAGAGGACACUUUGCCGAGUUGCUGAGUUACUGGCAGUUUGUUGGCAAAGACAAAAGCGCGAUGGCAGCAGAGUACUUUGAUUCCUUGAAGCAGUAUGAGAAAAACUGUGAAGGCGAGGAGAACAUGAUUUGCUUAGCAGACCUUUAUGAAACCCUGGGGCGAUUUCUCAAGGAUCUAGGCCUUCUCAGUCAGGCUGUGGUGCCUUUGCAGAGGUCUCUAGAAAUUCGGGAAACAGCUUUAGAUCCAGAUCACCCAAGAGUAGCUCAGUCCCUCCACCAGCUAGCAAGUGUGUACGUGCAGUGGAAGAAGUUUGGCAAUGCAGAACAACUGUAUAAACAGGCAUUGGAAAUCUCAGAAAAUGCCUACGGUGCAGACCAUCCACAGAUUGCUCGUGAACUUGAGGCACUUGCAACUUUGUACCAGAAACAAAAUAAGUAUGAACAAGCUGAACAUUUUAGGAAAAAAUCCUUUAAAAUUCGUCAGAAAGCUACAAGGAGAAAAGGCAACUUGUAUGGAUUUGCCCUUUUACGUAGACGGGCCCUGCAGUUAGAAGAGCUGACCUUAGGUAAGGACACACCUGACAAUGCUCGGACUCUCAAUGAACUGGGCGUUCUCUACUAUCUGCAGAAUAACCUAGAAACAGCUGACCAGUUUCUGAAGCGUUCCUUAGAAAUGAGGGAGCGAGUUCUAGGACCAGAUCACCCUGACUGUGCCCAGUCUUUGAAUAAUCUGGCGGCUCUAUGCAAUGAAAAGAAACAGUAUGAUAAAGCGGAAGAACUUUAUGAAAGAGCGUUAGACAUUCGGAGGCGAGCAUUAGCUCCUGAUCACCCUUCUUUGGCUUAUACAGUGAAGCAUCUUGCAAUCUUAUAUAAGAAAAUGGGGAAACUUGACAAAGCUGUACCUUUGUAUGAGCUGGCUGUUGAAAUUCGGCAGAAAUCCUUUGGCCCAAAGCACCCUAGCGUAGCAACUGCCUUGGUGAACCUAGCUGUUCUCCACAGCCAAAUGAAAAAACACAUUGAAGCUUUGCCAUUAUAUGAAAGAGCAUUAAAGAUUUACGAAGACAGCCUGGGUCGGAUGCAUCCUCGAGUUGGAGAAACAUUAAAAAAUUUAGCUGUGCUUAGCUAUGAAGAAGGGGAUUUUGAAAAAGCUGCUGAACUAUACAAAAGGGCAAUGGAAAUAAAAGAAGCAGAAACGUCACUUUUGGGUGGAAAAGCUCCUUCCCGACACUCGUCAAGUGGAGAUACAUUUAGCUUAAAAACAACCAAUUCUCCUAAUGUUUUCCUUCAUCAAGGACAAAGAUUGGGCCAAGCCCUCUGCUUUCUGUGCUCUCUACAUUAUAUGUUUUCCUGUGUAGUAUGUACCUGCAUGAUCUGAAGACAUUCAUGCAGUAACAAAUCAAGCUCUUUGGCAUUCUUUGUUUGACCUUUCCCAAAAGAUGGACAUGACGUUCUCCUCUCAAAUAGCCUAAAUCUGCCUCUUCAUUUAUCUCACUCAAAGGAGUCUGCUAUUUUAUACUGAAAAUUAAGUAUUUUUUAGAUUUUAUAAAUAUUGCCACAUUUUGGAUAUAGUUUUGUACCAUUUAUGUAUUGUAUAUAAUAAAAUCUUCGAUUUUAAUACUUGCAAGAUUCUGACAAGUAUUAAUUGUAAAGGUGAAAGAUGUAGUAACCGUACGUCACUGUUUUAAAAGUGCAAUUUCAAGUUUUUUCCCACUCCAGUUUAUACAAGAGGGUUAUAUUUACAUAAUUAAGAAAUACGUUGGAAAAAAAGCUUGAAUGUGGUCAAUAUCCACUGAGUAGUUUGCUCAGUUUAAGUUUCGGUGAUUCUACAGGAUUUUGGUUAAUGCUAAGACUUGAUUACGCACAGGGUGGCCCAUGAACCAGGAUCAUCAGCACUAUCUGGGAGCUCAUUAAAAAUUCAGACUCUUGAGCCAGUCCCCCGACCUACAGAAUCAGAAUUUGCAGCUUAGCUAGAUUCCCAGGUGAUUCCGUAUGCAUAUAGGUUUGAGACAGUGAUCUAACUCUGAGGCACUAUAGUGGUGACGUAAAAGAAACUAGGUAGUAUCUUAUGAGUAUCCUUUUUCUGCCUUUUGGGAGAAGUUCAAAACAAAAAAAGAAAAUAUGACCAUAACACAUCUUUCUGGGUUUGCCAGCUAUGAAAGGCCAAAGUAAUUAACUGAAUUCACAAAUAUACCAUUGAUUUUAGAAUUAAGCUAUUAGAGUUUAAAAUUUGAUUAUUUAGUGGUAUAUUUAAGUUUAAAUGCUUUAGAAAAUCUGAGAUGAAUAUUGUAGGAGAAUCCUGAAAAAAGGAAAAACUAGCAAAAGAAUAAUAUGCAUUUAUUCUUUGUUCCUACAAAAUUUGGACUUGGAAAAACAUACAAAAAGUGGGAAAUUGUAAUAUUCAAAAUUCAUUAACUACACUUGGCAGAUGACUAUUUCAAAAGAUUUAAGUUUAAAUAAAAUUUUUAAAACUAUAUCUUGAUCUUGCUACUUAUUGCACUACCAACUCAAAUGUUUUCACAUAGAAUGCCUACUUAAAAAGAUAAAAAUAGCUGACAGACAUUUGUGUAUAUUUGAGGUUCUCAAAUAGGAAUAUUAUGUUCACAUUAAUGUACCCCUUUACACUGAAAAAGGUCGCUUUCAGACAACUCCAUUAUGAAUCUGAAUUGGUAGGAUCCAUAUUGUGGUAGUUAUAAUUUUCAUUAAUACUUUACAGAAAGAGAAAUAUGAAAAAAAAAUCCAAGGGUGGCAGUCAAAGCGUCCUCAAAUAUUCUUAAAAGGUUAUUACCUUUCUGUGUUGGUCCAUGUGUCUGUAGGUAUUCAGAGAGUAUUUGUAUGUGAAGGAACUCAUAGUACAUAUUUUCUUCACUACAUAAAACACUUGAGUACCAUAAAUUAACUUCCCAUUAACAAUGAGGAAGGGAUUAAAGUUGAAUAUAUUGUUUGUUUUACUAUAAUUUAGAGCCUUUGUGCUAAGGCAGUUUUGGGAGUAUGUUUCCAUCUUUCACUUUAGAAACAAUAGUGUUUAUAAAUCUGGUCAAGCACUAUGGGCUUAUUUAGUAAUGUACAAUUCAGUGAUUAAUUUCUCAUAAUCAGCUGCCUACGUAUACAAGUUUUCAUGGUAUGCAGUCAAGAGAACACUCUAGGUUGCAAAAGAUACCUGUUUACCAGAUUUCUUUCUAGUAAAAUAAUUGAAUAAUUUUUUAAUGAAAGAUAACUAGACAAAAAAAUUAGAUAACUUAGAUAAGACUUGGUGCAAUAUAAGACACCAGCAGUGUGCAGUGCCAAGUUAAGAGCGGAAAAAAGGUCUUUAGAAGAUGAUGAUUUCUAGCCAUUAUACUUUACCAAACUAUAAAAUUUUAAAAGUAUAAGUAAAGCUUUACCAAAUUAGUGUACCAGAGGUUCCAAAGGAAUGGGAUUUAGAAAGACUGCAUUUGUUUGAAAUUCAAAAACAUCUCUAGUAACUAGAAAAGUUAUUUUACAGAUGAGUACACUAAAUUUUUUUAAAUGGUAAAUGCCCUACAAAAGCAACAUUAAGUUUCAAGGCCAGAAAAAUUAUCCCCAUACUUUCCUGACAUCACUCUAAACAUAAGAAUCACAAUACCAUCCAAGAAUCUCAAAACUAAUACAUCAAACAUGUUUGACAUUUGGGGCUUUCUGAAAUUAGUUUUUAGAACUUUAUUUUACAAAUGGGGAAUACACUUUUAAUUUUUUUUUUUUUUUUUUUUUUUGAGGAAGAUCAGCCCUGAGCUAACAUCUGCUAGCAAUCCUCCUCUUUUUGCUGAGGAAGACU
Equus quagga is the source of this 6507-nucleotide messenger RNA. It is a transcript of the gene NPHP3, whose product is annotated as nephrocystin 3. The transcript has 28 exons. Gene Ontology annotation, molecular function: protein binding. The record is from RefSeq and is a predicted model, not a curated record. Gene Ontology annotation, biological process: kidney development; convergent extension; determination of left/right symmetry. NCBI's taxonomy places the organism in Eukaryota, Metazoa, Chordata, Mammalia, Perissodactyla, Equidae. Bases 28 to 4092 code for a protein of 1354 amino acids.